AUGAGCAACCAGACUGUUGUCUCCCAGUUCAUUCUCCUGGGUCUGCCUGUCCCCCAAGGGUACCAGCACCUGUUCUACGCCCUGUUCCUGGCCAUGUACCUCACCACCGUCCUGGGGAACCUCAUCAUCAUCAUGCUCAUUCUUUUGGACUCCCAUCUCCACACACCCAUGUACUUGUUUCUCAGCAACUUGUCCCUCACUGAUCUCUGCUUUUCCUCUGUCACAAUGCCCAAGUUGCUGCAGAACAUGCAGAGCCAGGACACAUACAUCUCUUUUGUGGGUUGUCUAACACAAAUGUACUUUUUCAUGGGUUUUGGAGGCCUGGAGAUCUUUCUUCUUGUAGUCAUGGCCUAUGACCGCUACGUGGCCAUCUGUUUACCCCUUCAAUAUUCCAGCAUCAUGAGCCCCAAGCUCUGCAUGUGUGUGGUGCUGCUCUCCUGGGUAUUUCCCAUGCUCUGUUCCAUGUUGCAUACUCUACUCUUGGCUAGAUUGUCAUUUUGUGAGAACAAUGUCAUUCCUCACUUUUUCUGUGACAUAUCUGCCCUGCUCAAGUUGGCCUGCUCUGACAUUUAUAUUAAUGAACUAAUGAUAUUUGUUGUGGGAGGGUUCGUUAUGGUCAUCCCAUUCUUACUCAUUGUUGUGUCCUAUGUACAAAUUAUCUCCUCAAUCCUAAGGAUUUCUUCUACUAGGGCCAUCCACAAGGUCUUCUCUACCUGUGGCUCCCACCUGUCUGUGGUCUCACUGUUCUAUGGGACAGUUAUUGGUCUUUAUUUACAUCCUUCAGCUAGUAUCUCUACGGUUAAGGAGAUUGUCAUGUCCCUGAUGUACACAGUGGUGACUCCCAUGCUCAAUCCCUUCAUCUACAGCCUGAGAAACAGAACUAUGAAAGAGGCCCUGAUCAGAGUCCUUUGCAAGAAGAGAAUCUCUUUAUAA
This is a messenger RNA of Apodemus sylvaticus (European woodmouse), 933 nucleotides long. RefSeq names its product olfactory receptor 1468-like. Gene Ontology annotation, molecular function: olfactory receptor activity; G protein-coupled receptor activity. Bases 1 to 933 code for a protein of 310 amino acids. Gene Ontology annotation, biological process: G protein-coupled receptor signaling pathway. The transcript has a single exon. NCBI's taxonomy places the organism in Eukaryota, Metazoa, Chordata, Mammalia, Rodentia, Muridae. Gene Ontology annotation, cellular component: membrane. The record is from RefSeq and is a predicted model, not a curated record.